AUGGCUGAAAGAGCAGCAAAUGAGCUUACCGGUGCCUAUAGCGCCCUUCACCUGGCAGCUGCAAAUGGAGAUGUUAAUGAGGUUCAGUAUCUCAUUGGUCAAGGAACACACAUUGACAAGUAUGAUGAAGAAGGUAAUACACCUCUUUUAUAUGCAUCAAGUAAUCGUUAUCUUGAGGUAGUUCAGUACCUCGUUGAUCAAGGAGCAGAUGUUGAUAAGGGCAAUAUUGAUGGUUCGACACCACUUCAUUUUGCAUCAUCCUGGGGUUUUCUUGAUGUAGUUCAAUGUCUCGUUGGUAACAAAGCUGAGACUGAUAAGCUUGAUGGGGAUGGUAAUACAGCUCUUUACUCGGCAUCAAGUCAAGGUCAUCUUCACGUAGUCCAGUACCUCGUUGUUCAAGGAGCACAGGUUGAGAAGGUUGAUAAUAAAGGUUCGACAUCACUUAUUAUUGCAUCAGCCAAAGGUCAUCUUGAUGUCGUUAAGUAUCUCAUAAGUGAAGGAGCAAAAAUUAAUAAGCCUGAUGUUGAUGGUAAGACACCUAUUUAUGGUGCAUCACUAAAAGGUCGUCUUCAUGUAGUUCAGUAUCUCGUUGGUCAAGGGGCACUGAUUGAGAAUUGCGAUAAUCAUGGUGAUACACCAAUUCAUGCUGCAUCAGGCAAUGAUCAUCUUGAUGUAGUUCAGUACCUCGUUAGUCAAGGAGCAGAGAUUGAGAGGAGCGAUAAUGCUGGUCACACACCACUUCUUCUUGCAACAGGCCAUGGUCAUCGUAAGGUAGUUGAGUAUCUCGAGAAACAACAAAAGCUGAGGAAAGACGAACGAUCUGAAGGUAUGAUUCACAUUUAA
This is a messenger RNA of Strongylocentrotus purpuratus (purple sea urchin), 843 nucleotides long. RefSeq names its product ankyrin repeat domain-containing protein 50-like. The record is from RefSeq and is a predicted model, not a curated record. NCBI's taxonomy places the organism in Eukaryota, Metazoa, Echinodermata, Echinoidea, Camarodonta, Strongylocentrotidae. Gene Ontology annotation, molecular function: protein binding. The transcript has a single exon. The coding region runs from base 1 to 843 and encodes 280 amino acids.